AUGUCCUCGCAGACCCAACACCGCCCCUCUGUCAACGGCGUCACUCCUCGCAAGCCCGCCGCUCCUCGCGCUGCACCCGCCAAACGUCCCGCUGCCGCCAAACAAGCGCCCAACGGCGUGCCUCGAAGUUACCCCAAAGCUCCUCCCAAAGCACACUCCGUAGCCGGCGAGAGCCCUUCCGGCCAGUCGUCGUCCGCGUACGCGAUCAUGGCGAGUAGGAUUGCGAACAGAGUCGCGGAGAUGGCGGAGAGUAUCACGUUUGUGGAGAAACCUAAGCCGCAGCAACAGCAGCAAGCACCUCAAACUGAAGAAUCUCGCCGCCCGCGUAAGCUCGAGAUGCGUCUCCCCGGCGGCGGCGGGUCUGGGGACAGCGUCGCGUUCAGCGCACCCUUCCUCGACAAUACUCUGCAGAAGAUGCUGCAGCUGCAGAACCGGAUGUUGACCACCACGGCGGAGCUGUCGAAGGCGGGAGGGGUGGAGGAGAAGGUGAUCAAGGAGCAUGCGGCGCAGAGCGCGGAGUUGAGUCGGAUCAUUGCUAUGAUCUGUGCUGAGAAGGCUAGACAGGGUGCGUAA
Messenger RNA from Saxophila tyrrhenica, 573 nucleotides. RefSeq lists its product as uncharacterized. The record is from RefSeq and is a predicted model, not a curated record. NCBI's taxonomy places the organism in Eukaryota, Fungi, Ascomycota, Dothideomycetes, Mycosphaerellales, Extremaceae. The coding region runs from base 1 to 573 and encodes 190 amino acids. The transcript has 2 exons.